UCUAAGCACGAAACCCCCGUAGCACCCAGGAAAGAUGGCUGGGUGUCUCCUUAUCCUCUCCGUGUGCUCGCAUCUCUCUUGGGAAGCUAGGCUUGCUAAAGUUCACACAUACGAAACCUCCCUUUUCAGUAUUGGAGAUCGAACCUGGGACCUCAUGCCUGUUAGGUAAACUCUCUACCACUGACCACAUCCUGCCCUCUUUUUUACUUUUUGUUUUCUUUCUGUGUGUGUCUACAUAUGUGCACAUGUAUACGUAGGUGUGGGUGCGUGUGCGUGCAUGGGAAGGGCAGAGGUCAGGAUGGGUAUCUUCUGUCACUCCCCACCUAAUUCCUUCACUGAAUCUGGAGCUCACCAAUUUUGGCUAGACUGGCAGACCAGCAAAACUCAGGGAUCCCCCUGUAUCAGCACCCCCCAGUGUUGGGGUUAUAGGCACACAUCGCUGAACCUGGCGUUUUAUGUGAGUGUUGGGGAUCCAAACUCAGAGUCUUAUGUUAAUGAGCACUAUCUAUGGAGCCAUCUUAACUCAUUUUACUCUUUACUUUGAAACAAUCUCAUUAAGUUGCCAGAGUUGGAUUUCAGCCCACUUUAUAGCCGAGGCUGACUUUGAACCCGCCAUCAUCCUGCUUCAGCCUCCUGAGUAGCUGGGACUCUAGGCUUGUCGUCAGGCCUGGCUCUGCUUUAUAGUACAAGCUCUAUACCUACUUGUAUCAUCAUUUAGACUGACCAGUUUUUGCUUCAACUUAACUAGAAAUUUUGUACCACUCCCCCAUCUAUGGUUUUUAAUGCAUUUAUGUUAUCUCGACCACUGUCAGGGAAUAUCAGAAGAUAAUAUUUUUUUUUGCCUCUGAUGGAUUUGGGGGUUUCGAUAGAGUCAAAGGAAGAAACAUCUAAUGGCAAAAUUGAUCGACUCCCCAGGUAGAGAAUGUCCCCAUCCUUACUGCUACCCCGUUAUCCUCUCUGCACACAAAUCUGCCUUACAGCUCCUGCCACUGAGUGAACGUAAAAUGAACAAGUCGAUAUUAUUGAAUCCCGUGCAUUUGCCAAACACCGUGCUAAGUGCCUUCACAUACAUUUUCUCGUUUAAUGGCUCCUUUGCUUACUUACUGCAGUGGACAAAGUGGAACUGGGCCUUUGCUUGCUCCUCCCCCUCUCCGUCUGAGCUAGCCUUCCGCUCACACUGAAACAAAAUCCGUUCUUCCUGCAUUUCAUCCAGGUCUACGGCCGAAAGCUGGCCUCUCGUUUCUAGAAGACGAAAGCUGCGGUGAUUUAGGAGAAAAUGGGAGCUAUUCCUGCCGCCAUGUCUGCCACCUGCCACCAAGACACCUGCCAUGAGGGACUCUUAUGCCUCUGGAGUCAUACGAUCAAGUAGUUCAUCCCAGCAGCAGAAAUGGAAUCAGGACAUGAAAGAAGAGGACACACCAUGGAGCCAGGAGCAGGAAGCAGUGCCAAGGGGCAAAGGCCAUGGAGAAGCACAGAAGAUGAGCAGCUGCCGUCAGGAUGAUAGAAGACGUGUCUGGAGGUACAGGAAUUGUUUUCAGGAAACACUGCCAUCAUCACCUCCGAGAGCAGGAUGCUUGUGAAGCUCCCGGGAAAACCAUGUUCUCGACAGUCCCUGUUCUUUCAGGCUUUCAUUCCCCCUUCUCUGCAGCCCUGGCUUCUUCCACUGCUAACCUGAACAUUUUAGUGGAUAAACCAAAUGAUCAAUCUUCCAGAUGGUCUUCUGAGAGCAACUAUCCUCCCCAGUACUUGAUUCUGAAGCUUGAAAGGCCUGCUAUAGUUCAGAAUAUUACAUUUGGAAAAUAUGAGAAAACCCAUGUCUGCAAUUUGAAGAAAUUCAAGGUCUUUGGUGGAAUGAAUGAAGAAAAUAUGACAGAGCUGUUGUCUAGUGGCUUGAAGAAUGAUUAUAACAAAGAAACAUUUACCUUGAAACAUAAAAUUGAUGAACAGAUGUUCCCUUGUCGAUUCAUUAAAAUUGUUCCACUUUUGUCCUGGGGGCCCAGCUUUAAUUUUAGCAUCUGGUAUGUUGAACUUAGUGGCAUUGAUGAUCCUGAUAUAGUGCAGCCCUGUCUGAACUGGUACAGCAAGUACCGCGAACAAGAAGCCAUUCGCCUUUGCCUGAAACACUUCAGACAGCACAACUAUACAGAGGCUUUUGAGUCCCUGCAGAAGAAAACCAAGAUCGCCCUGGAGCACCCGAUGUUGACAGACAUGCACGACAAAUUGGUGUUGAAGGGUGACUUUGAUGCUUGCGAAGAGUUGAUUGAAAAAGCUGUGAAUGAUGGCUUGUUCAAUCAGUAUAUCAGUCAGCAGGAGUAUAAGCCGAGGUGGAGUCAGAUCAUUCCUAAGAGCACCAAAGGUGAUGGAGAAGAUAACCGGCCAGGAAUGAGAGGGGGCCAUCAGAUGGUUAUUGAUGUUCAGACAGAGACUGUUUAUUUGUUUGGUGGCUGGGAUGGAACACAAGAUCUGGCUGACUUCUGGGCAUACAGUGUGAAGGAGAACCAGUGGACAUGUAUCUCUAGAGACACUGAGAAAGAGAAUGGUCCUAGUGCCAGGUCGUGCCAUAAAAUGUGCAUUGACAUCCAGCGGAGGCAAAUCUACACGUUGGGCCGCUACUUGGAUUCCUCUGUGAGGAACAGCAAAUCUCUGAAAAGUGACUUCUACCGUUACGACAUUGACACCAAUACCUGGAUGUUACUGAGUGAAGACACUGCUGCUGAUGGUGGACCAAAGCUGGUGUUUGAUCAUCAGAUGUGUAUGGACUCAGAAAAACACAUGAUCUACACCUUUGGUGGUAGAAUUUUGACAUGUAAUGGCAGCGUAGAUGACAGCAGAGCCAGUGAGCCACAGUUCAGUGGCUUGUUUGCCUUCAACUGCCAAUGUCAGACCUGGAAACUUCUUCGAGAGGACUCCUGUAAUGCUGGCCCCGAGGACAUCCAGUCUCGAAUUGGACACUGCAUGCUGUUCCACUCAAAAAAUCGUUGCUUAUAUGUAUUUGGUGGCCAGCGAUCUAAGACAUAUUUGAAUGAUUUCUUUAGUUAUGAUGUGGACUCUGAUCAUGUAGACAUAAUUUCAGAUGGCACCAAGAAAGACUCUGGAAUGGUACCAAUGACAGGAUUCACACAGAGAGCAACUAUUGAUCCAGAACUGAAUGAAAUACAUGUCUUAUCUGGACUCAGCAAAGACAAAGAAAAGAGGGAAGAGAAUGUCAGAAACUCCUUCUGGAUUUAUGACAUUGUGAGGAAUAGCUGGUCUUGUGUCUAUAAGAAUGAUCAAGCUGCAAAAGAGAAUCUGAGUAAAAGUCUUCAGGAAGAAGAACCAUGUCCAAGGUUUGCCCAUCAACUCGUUUAUGACGAAUUACACAAGGUUCAUUAUUUAUUUGGUGGAAAUCCAGGAAAAUCUUGCUCUCCAAAGAUGAGACUAGAUGACUUCUGGUCACUGAAGUUGUGUAGACCUUCUAAAGAUUACUUACUGAGGCAUUGCAAGUACCUCAUAAGAAAACACAGGUUUGAAGAAAAGGCCCAGAUGGACCCUCUUAGUGCUCUGAAGUAUUUACAGAAUGAUCUUUAUAUAACUGUGGAUCAUUCAGACCCAGAAGAGACAAAAGAGUUUCAACUCUUAGCCUCAGCUCUGUUCAAAUCUGGCUCAGAUUUCACAGCUCUAGGCUUUUCAGAUGUGGAUCACACCUAUGCUCAAAGAACUCAGCUCUUUGACACCCUAGUAAAUUUCUUUCCCGACAGCAUGACUCCUCCUAAAGGCAAUCUGGUAGACCUCAUCACACUGUAAACUGGGGAGUCAAGUUGAGGAAUUGCUAGGCUCAGAAGUGGAGACUGGAGUCGGAGUUCCGAGUUUGUCUGGGCAGAGGUGACGUCGCAGUAAUUGAGGACUGCAUCAGAGUUUUGAAGGAUCCUUAUUAUCACAAGUUUUAACCCUCUCCUUCGUACCUGACCUCAGUCCCCUUUUCCUCAUAUUCCUGCAGUAGGCUAAUAAAGUGAAAUUGAUAUACUUCCCAUUUAA
Molecule: messenger RNA, 4014 nt
Organism: Peromyscus maniculatus bairdii (prairie deer mouse)
Lineage: Eukaryota; Metazoa; Chordata; Mammalia; Rodentia; Cricetidae
Source: RefSeq, a predicted model, not a curated record